Messenger RNA from Lactuca sativa (garden lettuce), 1885 nucleotides. Its product is annotated as protein DA1-related 2. NCBI's taxonomy places the organism in Eukaryota, Viridiplantae, Streptophyta, Magnoliopsida, Asterales, Asteraceae. Gene Ontology annotation, molecular function: ubiquitin binding. The record is from RefSeq and is a predicted model, not a curated record.
AAUUAGCAUUUUAUCUACAAUGAUGCCAUUGUCAUUGUUCUUCUCCCCAUCUCUCAUUUCCCGUUUCAGAGUUCAUCUUUUCACAUUCUUGAGAUCACGGUGCCCAAAGUAUACAUACUUUCCACAACCUACUACUCAUGUCUUAUUCAAAGAAGCCCUCAUUCUAUUGGAAACGAAAUACUCAAUUUAUUGGAUAUGAAAGUAAGCUAUCGCGCCCCCCUUCUAGAUCCCUGUACAACCGCACAAGGAGUGAUAACCAAAAGGAAGAAAUAAACGGAGAAAUUAUAUCACGCGCCCCUUCUCGAUCCUUUGAUAACCGCACAAGGAGUGAUAGACACAAUGAAAAGUUAGAUGGAGCAAUUCCACUUUCUUUAGUAUCGCGGGUGCCUUCAAAAUCCUUGGACAAUCACAAAAAGAGUGAUAAACAAAAGGAAGAACUAGAUGAAGCAAUUGAAAUUUCUUUUGCUGAACCUUUAAGGAAACCGGAUGCAUAUAAGUGGCAAUCAGGUAAUGAUAAUGAUCUUGCAAAAUCACAUCAAAAUGACUUUCAUCCAUCAAACCCUCCAUAUGUACCCAAGGGAUAUAGGGUAUGUGGUGGCUGCAACCGUAACAUUAAUUACGGCAAUUACUUAGGUUGCAUGGGGAAGUAUUUUCAUCCAGAGUGCUUCCGUUGUCAUGCUUGUAGUUACCCGAUCACCGAAAACGAGUUCUCUUUAUCAGGAAAAGAUACAUACCAUAAGACUUGCUUUAAAGAGUUGACUCAUCCCAAAUGUGAAGUGUGCUUUCAAUAUAUUCCCUUAAAUGGAGAUGGAUUAAUCGAGUAUCGAUUACACCCAUUUUGGUCCCAAAAAUAUUGCCCAGCACAUGAGCUUGAUAAUACAGCUCGAUGUUGUAGUUGUGAACGACUUGAGCCGGUGAAUGUAAGAUACAUCUCAUUGGGAGAUGGAAGGAGUUUAUGUUUAGAGUGCAUGGAGUCUGCAAUAAUGGAUACAGGAGAUUGUCAACCACUUUAUCAUUCCAUUAGAGACUAUUAUGAAGGAAUGAACAUGAGAAUUGAUCAACAAAUUCCCAUGCUUCUUGUUGAAAGACACGCCCUCAAUGAUGCUACCACAAGGGAUAAAAACGGGUUCCAUCGUUUGCCUGAGACAAGGGGUAUUUGCCUUUCUGAAGAGCAGACUGUUGCAAGUAUUCAAAGAAGGCCGAGCGUUAGUGGUCAUCGGUUGGUGGGAAUGAGAACUCAACCUCAGAAGCUCACUCGCAGAUAUGAAGUUACUGCCAUUCUUGUUUUGUACGGCCUUCCAAGAUUACUAACUGGAGCCAUUCUUGCUCACCACUUGAUGAAUGCCUGGUUACGUCUUAAAGGUUACAGGAACCUAAAUCCUGAGGUAGAAGCAGGUAUCUGUCAAGUGCUUUCAUAUAUGUGGCUCGAAUCAGAGAUCAUGUCUGGAUUAAAAAACAUGCCAUCAUCAUCAUCAACAUCAAAGAAAGGUGGGAAAUCAGGAUGUGAGAAUAAAUUAGGUGAAUUUUUCAUGUAUCAUAUAGCUCAUGAUGCAUCACCAGUAUAUGGAGGAGGGUUUAGAGCUGCAAAUGCAGCUGUUAAUACAUAUGGCUUACGAAGAACACUGGAUCAUAUUCGCCUUACUGGAAACUUCCCUCUUUGAGGUUUUGCACAAAUAGCUCUUGAGGAUCUAAAGGAUUGACAAUGUGAAAGAAAAUGAAAAUGAGAGAGUUGGCCUUGAUUGCUUUUUAAUUAAUAAACCUGAAAAGGGAUUUGUUUCUGCCAUUGUUAUCGUGGUUUUCUGUUUUUGAAAAUUUUUAUGAACGUGUGGGUGACCUCAAACUAUUAGCUAUGGUGUGGCAUAAAAAAUGGAUUUGUUUCUCUAAA